AAGCAUCUCUGAUUCAACUUCUUUGAGCUCUGGAUUCCCAUAUAUUGUGAGAUCCCUUUCUGCAAUAUUCAUUAUCUUUCAUCGAUAUAUCUAUUUGGGUUAUUUUCAAUUCUGAGGAUUUCCAUAGCCAUGAACUCUCUUGUAGCCACCACUCGCAAUUUCCGCAAUGCCGUCCGCCUUCUCGGCCUUGAUUCGAAGCUUGAAAAGAGCCUUCUAAUCCCAUUCCGGGAAAUCAAAGUUGAAUGCACGAUUCCUAAAGAUGAUGGCACUUUGGUUUCGUACGUUGGAUACAGAAUUCAGCAUGAUAACGCUCGUGGCCCGAUGAAAGGAGGGAUUAGAUAUCAUCCUGAGGUUGACCCCGAUGAGGUUAAUGCUCUGGCUCAACUUAUGACGUGGAAGACAGCCGUAGCGAACAUUCCAUAUGGUGGAGCGAAGGGUGGCAUUGGAUGCUCUCCCAGGGAUUUGAGCUUGAGUGAGUUGGAACGCCUGACCCGAGUCUUUACUCAGAAGAUCCAUGAUCUCAUUGGAAUCCACACUGAUGUUCCUGCCCCCGACAUGGGAACUAAUUCACAGACAAUGGCGUGGAUUUUGGAUGAGUACUCGAAAUUUCAUGGCCAUUCACCAGCUGUCGUUACGGGAAAGCCUAUAGAUCUUGGUGGGUCUCUAGGUAGGGAUGCUGCAACUGGACGGGGUGUUGUUUUCGCAACAGAGGCUUUGCUGGCUGAAUAUGGGCAGUCUAUUUCAGAACUGACCUUUGUUAUCCAGGGUUUUGGGAAUGUGGGUUCUUGGGCAGCGCAACUAAUUCAUGAGAGAGGUGGAAAGGUCAUUGCAGUGAGUGACAUCACGGGUGCCACUAGAAACCUGAAUGGCCUCGACAUUCCAGCCUUGCUUAAGCACAAAGUUGAGAAUGGGAGUCUACAUGAUUUCAAAGGCGGAGAUGCCAUGAAUUUGGAUGAGUUGCUUGUACAUGAGUGCGAUGUCCUCAUUCCUUGUGCUCUGGGCGGAGUUCUUUCUAGGGAAAAUGCAGCUGAUGUGAGGGCCAAAUACAUAAUAGAAGCUGCAAAUCAUCCCACCGAUCCAGACGCAGACGAGAUUUUAUCUAAGAAAGGAGUUGUUAUACUCCCCGACAUAUAUGCGAACGCUGGGGGCGUCACAGUGAGUUAUUUUGAGUGGGUUCAGAACAUCCAAGGAUUCAUGUGGGAGGAAGAGAAGGUGAACCAGGAGCUUCAAAGGUACAUGAGGAAAGCUUUCACCAACAUCAAGGCGAUGUGUAAAUCUCAUGACUGCAACCUCCGGAUGGGCGCCUUCACAUUGGGAGUGAACCGGGUUGCGCGCGCCACCCUUUUAAGGGGCUGGGAAGCAUGAGAAGCACCAUUCUUUUUCCACUUCAUCAUCUGUGCCUGGGUGUCAAUGGAUAUACUUCUGUCCUAAUUUGAAGUUGAUUUAAUUAUAUUUAUGGGGGGAAGUCUAUGCAUUCAAUUAAAGCAGAAUGGCAUCCAAACAAUAAAUGUAGCUGUUUGAAGUGGAAUCAUGCUUUUGUGCUUAAAUCU
Magnolia sinica is the source of this 1550-nucleotide messenger RNA. RefSeq names its product glutamate dehydrogenase 2-like. The record is from RefSeq and is a predicted model, not a curated record. Gene Ontology annotation, biological process: L-glutamate catabolic process. Lineage: Eukaryota; Viridiplantae; Streptophyta; Magnoliopsida; Magnoliales; Magnoliaceae. The transcript is spliced from 9 exons. Gene Ontology annotation, cellular component: mitochondrion. The coding region runs from base 130 to 1365 and encodes 411 amino acids. Gene Ontology annotation, molecular function: L-glutamate dehydrogenase (NAD+) activity.